AAUCAUAGUCCAUGUGCUUCUUCUUUCUUCUCUUUCUACUUAGGUUUUUCCCAUGAAAACUCACCAUUAUUCUUUCCAAAUACAUUCUCCACCCUUACCGAUGGUUUUACCGACAACCCACCUCACGAGUUCCAUCCUUAAAAUGAAUUCAUGAAAUAUAUAUAUGCUCCACAAAAAUUCAAGACCACAAGAUUCAAGCAUAACUUCAUCCAAAAUCCAUACUUUUCUGUGUUUAGAAAAAAUGGGUGGAAUGUAAAAAUGAAAACCAACCAUCAUUCAAAAGGAACAUGCAAAGAGGAAGCUUGCGAUUGAAGGUGUCGAUCUUCCUCAUCUCCUCCUCCAAUCGCUUGACGAAAUCGUCAAGCUUUGAAAGCCUCUCGGUCACAUUUCCAAUCAAAGAAACCUCUUUGAGGAAAUCAUUGAUCGUUUUUGGAACCAAAAUGGGUCUAAAAUCCAAGCUCAGUUCAAGAUGAACCGAACCCAUCUUCACAAAUUUAGAGAGUGAUUUAGAUCCCUUCCGGUAUUGGGUUCUGAUAUCUCUUCCUCUCUAUUCGCUUUUGCUCGCUUUGGGUUUGAGUGUGUGAUUCGUGGCAUCGCGUAUUAAUCGAGGUAACUGAGGUAUGAAGAAGAUGAAAAAUCUGGGAUUACAGAGAGAUAGAAGAGAGCUUUGGAGAAGAUGAAAGUGAAAUGACGAUUCUACCCUUGAAAAGUUAACGGAGUUGACGAUUUUACUGUUCCCAGGUACUAAUAUUGGGUCGGGGUUAAAAGUCCAGGUACCAAUCUGAUAUUUUUUAAAACUGAGAUACGAAAGUUACUAGUGGCCGAUAGUUCAGGAACUGUUUGUGAUUUUUUCCCUACUUUUUAGGACGUUUACGUACAAUCAAUCACUAGAGAUUAAGUAGUUGAUCCUUAUUUUUUGUAGAUAAUAAUUUAGAUACUAUUUAGAAAAAUAUUAAAAGAAAGAGAAAAUGAGUCCAUAUUUAUGAGUUCUACCUGUUGGAUACCAUUUAAAAAUCAUGCUUUACGAGUAGUGAGUUCAUGACAUGGAAUAACUUCAAUAAAAAUAGGGAUUGACAUGGUUUGACAUGUUUGAACGUGUCAUAUGGUCGUCUUCUGAAAUUCAUGUCACUUAAAUUUCACAUAUGUUAGGGAAUAAGAGCAUGAGUUUUAGAAUAUGGUUGAAGUUGGGGUAUGAACUCGCAUAGUUUUUAACUUUUUAUUUUUGGAUAACUAGAGUCUAUUAGGAAAAUUGAAAUGAUGGGCUGUUGAGAUAAUAUAUUAGCCCGAUGGGUUCUUGAGAUGAUGGGCUAUUGUUUGACAUAUGCGUGACUCAUACGUAGCCGGCUCGUGGAAGGGCCCAAUGGGUUUCCUAAUCCGAGUGCUGAAGAGAAACAGCGCACCGUAAGAAAAUAAAAAGAAAAGAAAUUAGAAAAAGGGAGAAGAUUCCAGUAGACCAAUCUCUACCAGCUUGCCGCUCUCUCGUCGGCUCUGGAUUUUGAAAUCCAAGUACCUGAAACAAGAAUUGUUCCUCCCUGAAAUUCACAUUCUCAAAUUCACAGUAGUCUUUAGUCGUUGUGGUCUGGCUCUGUGGCUCUCGAUUUGGGCUCGGAAAUGGAAGCCAAAGCUUUCGCAGCAGACAAGUUUAAAGCUCUGACGAAAUCCACCCAGGACUUCUUCGACAGUCUCAUCCAUGGGCCUCCUAAACCUCCACCUCGCCGCAAUAAUCCGAUUGCUAUAUUGAAGCGGUUGCAACGAGAAGCGUUUUCGGACUUGAUGAAAUUGAGGGAUAGACAGGAUAAAGUUGAGAAAAUUGUGUCCUUGUAUGGGACUUCAGGAGGAAAAGGGAGUCCUUUCCAGGAGGCCAACACCCUUAUCAGGGGAGAGUUUGAUCACUUGGGGGCGUUAUCAUUCAUGCAUAAUGAUGAUGAGUCUCAUCAAGAAUCCGAGGCUCUUAGUCAGGCAGGAAUAUUAACUGGGAUUAAGUCAAGGUUCAGUGUUGAAACAACUGUUCGAGAAAAUGAUACGCUUGUGGCAGAGUUUGUGGCCAGUGAAAAACACAAAAAUGAUCUCUCUGAUCUUUCAGAAUGCUCGCUUUCUCUAGCAAAAGUGGCGUAUACAGCAAAUGUUAGUGAUUGGUUAUCUGCAAUUGCAAUCCCAGUGGGAGCUCAAUGCAGGGAUGUCGCAGUUCUUACAAAUCCUUCUCAUCAGGGAAAGGGCCUAACUCAUUUUUCAUCAUUUGGACCACCUCUUUUAAAUGAGCGUAAUGGUAGUGCAAUUGGCUUGAUGGUAAAAAAAUCAAAUGUUGUUGCUUCAUUGGCACAGUUUGUUUCUGGACAAGUAGGUUCUAGUAGAGUCGGGCGCUGCUUCAGCACUUUUGGGCAAGUUGUCUGUCAACUCCCUGCAAGAACAAAGCUCUCACUUCUGGGUCUUCACCAAGCGCCUAAAUUAUCUAGUGAACAUGUCAAUCAUGUAGCUUCUAACUUUGGAUUAGGCGAUUUGAUACAACAUCUAUCCCCUGAGACAACAGUUGAAGCAUAUACUCCACCCCUGGGAACAAGCUCACAGGAAAAUGUGUCAACUGGACCAACUGGAUCCAUUGCUCUGAUGCUGGAAUCCGAAAUUGAUGAGAUUACAAAGAUUGGAGGUUGGAUUGAGAUGAAGCAAUCGAAUCCCAAGAAUUUAGAAUGGGCUGUUACCGUAUCUGAUGACUCUGAAGAUUCCUUUGGAUGGGGAGUGAGUUUAAAUGGUGGACUGGGAGUCGAAGGCCCCCAAAGUUGGAACCAUUUCCAGGUUGAAUCCUACUUGAAACUUAACUUGGGUAAGAGACUGAGUGUAAAGCCAGGUAUCACAACACAUCUAGUGGAUGGCAAACCCAGAAUGACUGCUCUGAUGCUUCGAUCUAACUGGUUCCUCUGAGCGAUCAGAGUCUCAUUUUUGGUGCUAAUUACUGGAACUAAUUGAUCCAAGGGUUCCAGCACAUUUAUCUUUUUCCGGCACAUCAAAUUCUGAAUAGUACUUGGCUUCUUAUGUUCAGAUGUUUUGUAUAAUGUAAGUUUGACUCUAGUGUAGUGAGCAUUUCUUCCUCUUCUGUACCAAGUAUGUGUUAUUAUUA
Molecule: messenger RNA, 3112 nt
Organism: Rosa rugosa (rugosa rose)
Lineage: Eukaryota; Viridiplantae; Streptophyta; Magnoliopsida; Rosales; Rosaceae
Exons: 3
Coding region: 1612-2916 (434 amino acids)
Source: RefSeq, a predicted model, not a curated record